Thamnophis sirtalis is the source of this 2836-nucleotide messenger RNA. It is a transcript of the gene STK17A, whose product is annotated as serine/threonine kinase 17a. Gene Ontology annotation, biological process: positive regulation of apoptotic process; intracellular signal transduction; protein phosphorylation. Gene Ontology annotation, molecular function: protein serine/threonine kinase activity; ATP binding. NCBI's taxonomy places the organism in Eukaryota, Metazoa, Chordata, Lepidosauria, Squamata, Natricidae. Gene Ontology annotation, cellular component: nucleus. The record is from RefSeq and is a predicted model, not a curated record.
CGGGAGGGCGUGGCGGUUGCUCGCAGCUCUGUGCCGUUGCCGUUGCUCUUCUUGGAACUGCUGUCAUCUGCCUGUCGCUGCUGCUUCUUCGAAUUAUUAAGUGAAAGGCGAAGUGAGGCGUGUGCUUUGACUUGGUAGCGAAAGGGAGGUAGAAGAAGAGAAGCCGCGGGUGCUGCUGUUCUCGCCGCCGUCUUCUCGGACUUUAGCUAUGAGUUCAGACAAAAAGAGGCCGCUGCGGUUUUCUUCACGCAAUAGCCGAACGCCUCGUCCACAGCCGCGGAGGGGACUCCUGACUGAGAUUCAGACUUCCCUUCUCACCGAGUCCUUUGAGGCCCGCUAUACCAUCAGCCCCGGCCGUGAACUCGGCAGGGGGAAAUUUGCAGUAGUAAAGAAAUGUAUAAACAAACAGACUGAAAAAGAGUUUGCAGCAAAAUUCAUGAGGAAAAGAAGAAAAGGCCAAGACUGUCGAAUGGAAAUAAUUCAUGAGAUUGCAGUCCUGGAACUGGCACAAUCUAAUCAAUGGGUUAUUAACUUGCAUGAAGUAUAUGAGACACCAACAGAAAUUAUUUUGGUUUUGGAAUAUGCUGCUGGUGGAGAAAUCUUUGACCAGUGUAUAGCUGAAAGAGAAGAUGCCUUCAAAGAAAAAGAUGUUAAGCAUCUCAUGAGGCAGAUUUUACAAGGAGUUUCCUUUUUACAUCAAAACAAUGUAGUUCAUCUUGACUUGAAGCCGCAAAACAUUUUGCUAUCUUGUGAAUCACCAUUGGGAGAAAUUCGGAUAGUUGAUUUUGGACUUUCCAGAGUACUGAAAACUAAUGAAGAACUAAGAGAAAUUAUGGGAACACCUGAAUAUGUUGCUCCAGAAAUUCUAAGCUAUGAUCCAAUCAGUACUGCAACAGAUAUGUGGAGCAUUGGAGUAUUAACAUAUGUCAUGCUAACAGGAGUAUCACCUUUUUUGGGGAAUGAUAAACAAGAAACAUUCUUAAAUAUAUCUCAGAUACAUGUAAAUUACUCUGAAGAUUUUGAUUUUGUAUCUGAAUCUGCAGUGGAUUUCAUCAAAUCUCUUUUGAUUAAAAAACCUGAGAAACGGGCAACUGCAGAAGAAUGUUUGCUGCAUUCUUGGCUGGCUCAAACUGAUAUUCCUGAUAAAAUAAACUGUAUUAAAAACACAGAAGAUGAAUCAAAUGUUGUUACUGUAAAUGAAGUCUAUACAUCUGAAAAUUCUACAAUUGGAGAAAAAACAGAAGAACCAGUAGUAAAAGAGGAGUUUAUUUUAAUGGCGUCCUAUACACUGGGUCAAUGCAGGCAAUCAAAAAAAGAUAAAAUUGUUACACACAAAACUAUUUCAAAACUAUUUAAAUUUAAGGAACCAUUUCUCCAUGAAAUACCUGGAGUUUACUGAAAAUACUGAAUACCUGCAAUUGCCUGAAUUAUAGCUUGUUUUUGCUUUGAGCCUUAACUUGUAAGAUUGUCUCUUUUUUCUUAGAUCAGUUAUGUACAGCAAAUAAAAUUCAUAUAAAAAUAUUCUUGUAGAGGAAAAUGUUAAAAAUCAUCUGCCAAAUACCUUAAUUUUCUAUGGAAUUGAUAUUAUUGGAAAUACUUAACACAGAGAAAAGCUGAAAACAUUAAUUCUAAAAUAUCUAAUACAUGCAAAGCAAUGUUUUAGAUAUUCUGUUUAAUUAUUUAUUCAUGGUAGAUAUUUGAGUUGUCUGAAUAAAACUUAUGUAUGUAUAUUUUCCUCAAAUGCAUAAAAUAAUAAGUUAAAAUUUGAAUGCUAGUAUAUAAGCUUAUUCAGUUUCCAGAUUUCAUAAUAUAAUAUUAUUUCUGAUAAAUGCCUCUACCUGUAAUCCUAACUUUAACGUUAAUGUUUGCCAUUGGGAAAAGAGGAUGUUCUUUUGAAAUAUGUAUAUUAGUUUUGGUAUUUAAUCUAUAUAAUUAUCAUUUGGUGACCAAUAUAUUAGGAAAGAAAUACAAUGUACUUUUAGUUUCUAGUAUGUUUAGAUAGAUUUGUACCUAAAUUGGCCAGUGGCCUUUUACUGGUCCUAUUUAAACUAUUCAUCACUAAGUAAGAAAUAAUUUUUUUAGCUUUAUUCCUAAAUUUAUUUUACUUCUACACUCCUAGUUUAUCAAGAUGUUUUAGCUUCCUUAAAAAAAACCUGCUCACAGGAAUAGGUAUAGGCUGUUUUUCUUUACUUCGCAGAUUUUUUUUUUCUAUGUAGUUAUAAAGAGAUAGAUGUAUUAUAACUCAAAGAAUGAAAGACCCCAAAAACUCAUUUAUAUGCAGAAUGUACAUCAUGCAGUUUAUCUACCAUCAUUCAAUUACUUCUUAAAAUUUGUAUUCUACAUGAAAAGUGCUUUAUUUCUAAUAGAUUUACUAACAGUUUUGGGAAUAAUAUUAAACAUUUAUUUCAGAACCAUGUUUAGAUUAUAUGAUUCAAGCCAUAUAAUAAUUUGAUUAAGUUUCUGUAAAAUUUCAACAUUUGUGCACUAGAAAAUUUGAAGAAAUGUUCAAUAUGAAGAUAGUUUAUUAAUUUAUAUUAAGUAUAAAUGCAGGUUUCUGACUCCAUACUUCUUUAUAAGAAAUUGUGAGGAUCUAGCAGUGCUUCUUAUAAGUUAAAAUGGAAUUUCGAGGGAAACAUUGAUUUUCUGUUUAUUAUUAAUUAAUGCAAGAUUUGUGUUUUGUAUAUCCAUAUUUCAAUUCAAGUGCAUUCUUAAUAUGUAUUGUUUUGUUAGCUUGUAAUUGUAAAUCUGAAAGGAAUUAAAGGCUUUUACAAUUAUGAGUUAUGUAUACACAAUGAAACCAUGCUUUAUUGUAGCUGAAUAAAGAGGAUGUCUGUUA